AUGAGUAAAUUAUAUGUGCUCUUUGAGCACAGCGCGGGGUUUGCCCUUUUCCGCGUGGCAGAGUUCGAAGAGCUUGCUGCCUUCUUACCUCAAGUAGAAGAAUCUGUUACUGAUUUACAGAGAUUUAACUCUGUCGUGACUCUGAUAGCCUUCCAGCCUUUUAAAUCUGCAGUGUUGGCUUUGGAAAACAUCAACGCUAUUUCUGAAGGUAUCUUACCCGAAGAUCUAAACCUGUUUCUUGAGGGUGCAUUACCCAAACGCAAGAAGCGCAGCAAAUGCACCCUUGGAGUGUCUGAUCCCAAACUGGGUGCAGCUAUCAGCGAGGCCUUGGAGAUCCCUUGCUCCCAUACUGGAGCUGUACCAGAGGUGUUAAGAGGUAUCAGACAUCAUUUCCAUGCACUGAUCAAAGGUCUAACAUUGAAAGCAUGUAGCGUGGCUCAGCUUGGCUUGGGGCAUUCCUACUCCAGAGCUCGUGUCAAGUUCAAUGUUCACAGAGUGGACAACAUGAUCAUACAGUCUAUUGCAUUGUUGGAUCAACUUGAUAAGGAUAUCAACACAUUUUCUAUGCGGAUCAGAGAAUGGUAUUCAUACCAUUUCCCAGAGCUCGUAAGUAUUGUUCCUGAUAACAACCUCUAUGCAAGGUGUGCAGAGUUCAUAAAAGAUCGGAAAUCUCUUAAUGAAGACUCAGUGGAACCACUGUCAGAGAUCCUCGGUGAUUCAGAGAAAGCUCAAGCUAUAUUGGAUGCAUCUAAAAUGUCAAUGGGAAUGGAUAUAUCUCCCGUAGACCUGAUAAAUAUACAGAUGUUUGCCGGACGUGUUGUGGCAUUGAGUAAUUAUAGAAAGCAAAUAGCAGAAUAUCUUCAUACAAAAAUGAACUCAGUGGCUCCAAACUUGACCACCCUCGUGGGAGAUCAAGUGGGGGCUCGCCUUAUCUCAAAGGCUGGCUCUCUCACCAGCCUGGCUAAGUAUCCUGCAUCUACUCUACAGAUUCUGGGUGCUGAGAAAGCUCUAUUCCGAGCCCUCAAAACAAGAUCCAAGACUCCCAAGUAUGGCCUCCUCUAUCACUCCACAUUCAUCGGACGUGCAGGCCUUAAGAACAAAGGUCGUAUCAGCAGAUACCUCGCCAAUAAGUGCUCCAUUGCUUCCAGGAUUGAUUGUUUCUCCGAAGUCCAAACAACAAUCUUUGGUGAGAAACUCCGUCAGCAAGUUGAAGACAGGCUCAAGUUCUAUGAAACUGGAGAUAUACCGAUGAAGAAUAUUGAUGUGAUGAAGCAGGCCAUCGAGGAGUUGGAGAAUGCAGCUCCAGCUGAUGUCAGCCUCAACAACAGUUCCAAGAAAAAGAAGAAGAAGAAGAAUAAGGAAGUCGCUAUGGAUGAAGAU
Molecule: messenger RNA, 1380 nt
Organism: Brenthis ino (lesser marbled fritillary)
Lineage: Eukaryota; Metazoa; Arthropoda; Insecta; Lepidoptera; Nymphalidae
Source: the annotation of a GenBank genome assembly